UGCAAAAAGGAGUUGCUAUAUAUACUCCUGCCACGGUAGAGUUGUGCUGCACCUCUCAUUAGUCAUCUCUUACUGAUCAUAUUGGCAAGGAUUUUAUGUCUGCUGAAUACAUGGAUCGAACUACACUCUUCAAGGAUGCUAGAGGAUACUAUUGCAGCAGAUGCCGACAACGGCUCCCAAUCAAUAUAAAUGUCUCAGAAAUUCAAUGUCCGACUUGCCAGAGAGUUGGGUAUCGUCCAGCACCAACUAUUCAGCGAUCCUAUAACUCUAAAGAAAAUUGCAGAGUUUCUCAUGUUGUGGAAAAGAUGAAGAACAUGUUUUCAGGAAAUUAUCAAGAAAGCAGUGUUAGUGAUAAACCCAAGUCACUGAAUUGUAAUCCAUCUCCUUUGCUACCCAGAAUGCGGUCGGUAAGACCCAGGAAACGUGCACUGCUUAUAGGAAUUACUUAUGCAAGUUGGAGGAAUAGGCUCAAGGGUACUGUCAAUGAUGUCAAGAAUAUGAGAAAAUUGCUGAUAGAAACUUCUGGUUUUCAGGAAGAGAACAUUCUUGUGCUUACAGAAGAGGAGGCACGACCAGAGUUUACUCCUACAAAGAGAAACAUACAGAAAUCAUUAAACUGGCUUGUGGAGGACUGCCGAGCAGGAGACUCCUUGGUAUUCUAUUUCUCCGGCCAUGGAGUACGACAACCGGAUUUCAAUAAGGAUGAACAAGAUGGAUUUGAUGAAACUAUUUGUCCAGUUGAUUUCUUGGAAGAAGGGAUGAUAUUUGACAAUGAUAUCAAUUCUACCAUUGUUUGGCCUCUUCCUCGAGGUGUCACCCUCCAUGCUAUUGUUGAUGCUUGUCAUAGUGGAACCAUCCUUGAUCUUGUGCGUGUCUACGACAGAGAAAAGAAGCAAUGGCAAGAUAAUAGCCCUCCAAAUGGUACAAGGAAACAUACAAAUGGUGGGUUGGCAAUAUCUAUUGGUGCUUGCGAAGAUAAUCAAAUGGCUGCAGAUACCUCGGCUUUCGGUGGAAAUGGAAUGAAUGGUGCUCUGACCUAUAUUCUGGUAGAAAUUGCGAGAAAACACCCUGGACCAACAUACGGUGACUUAAUUAACAUGAUACAUGAAACCAUUGACGCAGUUAACAAAAGUGGAUCCGUUCCUGUAAGGAUUAUAAGAUCAAUGCUGCAGAGCAAGUUAUUACAGAAGCCAGUCCUUUCAGCUUCAGAACCAUUUGAUGUCACGAAGAAACAUUUUAUUUUGUGAAUGCAUCAACAAUUGCUGUUGUCUUUUUCAACAUCUAUUCUAAGUGACCCUAACCAUUUGUAGUUUUUCUUUUACACCCAAGUUUUGUUUUGUAAGGAAUAAAGAUAUGGAUACUGUACUGUCCUAGUGCACUUGAUUUCAUGCAUUGAGGUUUCUUUUUUUAUUUAGUUCUGAAUGGAAGUUGUUAUUUAAGAAAUCCAAUUGUUAA
Ricinus communis (castor bean) is the source of this 1455-nucleotide messenger RNA. Its product is annotated as metacaspase-1. Gene Ontology annotation, molecular function: cysteine-type endopeptidase activity. The transcript is spliced from 5 exons. Bases 96 to 1247 code for a protein of 383 amino acids. Gene Ontology annotation, biological process: proteolysis. Lineage: Eukaryota; Viridiplantae; Streptophyta; Magnoliopsida; Malpighiales; Euphorbiaceae. The record is from RefSeq and is a predicted model, not a curated record.